AUGAUCUCUGCCUUCACAAAACGCUUCAGCUUCUUUGCGGCGUCGACCGUGUUUCUACUACUCUUCUUGGUCAGCAGAGAGCAUUUACUUCCUCGUCAGCGAAUCAACCGGAAAUAUGACGCAGGUUGGACUCCAGAACUGCCUGCUGCUGCAGGUGCAGCAGAAGCUCUGUGCCGUGAACACAACUUCAAGCCAUAUCGCGCUGGCGCCACGACACAUCGAAAGGUCUACGACCUUUUUCUAAUCUCUCUCGAACUGGACUGGCUGGAGAUACGCCUCCAUACCUUGGCUCCAUAUGUCGACUACUUCGUCAUCGUCGAGUCAAACAUGACCUUCACAGGUCUUGCCAAGCCACUGUACCUGCGCGAGAACUGGUCGAGGUUUCGUGAUUUCCACCACAAGAUCAUCCACCGCGUAGUCCAAGAUCCUGGACCGCGCGUUGGUAACUCGAUAUGGGCGCACGAAGACUUUUUCAGGAAUGCCUUGCUACACAAUACCUUUCCCAGCUUGAUGUUCUCGGAAAUGGAAGCCAAAGAGGGCGAUGUGCUGAUCGUCGGCGACGUUGACGAGGUCCCCAAGCCGGAAACUAUUGCUGUGUUACGGAGCUGCGAGAUUCCAGAUCGGAUGACUUUGCGAAGUCACUUCUACUACUACUCUUUUCAAUGGCAGCGUGUCGGCGAACAAUGGGCUCAUCCUCAGGCCACCGUCUUCCACGGGUUAGCGAAAACACUCUCGCCGGUCGACUUACGCCACGGCAUUGGUGGCCAACGAUCACGAAUACCACUCUACUCUGCUUUCAUCCGGUGGUGGCAUAAAAUCGAUCUGUGGGAUGCAGCAUGGCAUUGCAGCUCGUGCUUCGCGACUGUGGCCGAGGUGCAAUCGGAAAUGGAGAGCUUCUCCCAUCCGGACCUAAAGACGUUGGACGAUAAGCGAGCCGACACAAGUCUCGAGCGCUUUCGUACCAAAAACAAUUUGUUCGGCAGACCAGGGCAGAGAUAUGAAAAGAUCAAGCAGAACAGAGAUGUUCCUCAAUAUAUCCUGGACAACAGCCAGCGCUUCAGCUAUUCCAGAUGCCGGACUCCAAAGCUAAGGCGUUGGCAGAUAUACAAUGAGAAAAUUGUGGACUCAAGGCUGUCGCGCUGGUUGUUUGAGCCUCUUACUCGUUCCGGGUUCCGGCAGAACGCUUGGAGCAGAGGCGCACCUUUAAGCGUCGUUCGUUGUACGCUCGAUAUGUUGCUGUGUGCUUGCAUGAAAGCGAUGGCAAGCAACGCAUGAGGCGAGCAAUGUUGGAAAGACGUGUGACGUUGUUAGUCUGGUUAGUUGCUUACCUUGUUGUAUGCUGCUAAAACUUGUUCACGGACGGAGUAUUGUAUCAGCCAGGCAGACCGUGCGUUGCGUCGAGCACCAGGUCGACAGCCAGCAUACGUGUGGGAUGCCAGCUCGUUACUAUCAGUGACGAGGCAGAAGACGAGUUAAAAAAGGAUGAAGACUGUAGUUGUAAAGAAUUUCCGAAAGCCGCCAACAAGGGCAGUAAUAAAACUAU
Cercospora beticola is the source of this 1543-nucleotide messenger RNA. RefSeq lists its product as uncharacterized. The record is from RefSeq and is a predicted model, not a curated record. NCBI's taxonomy places the organism in Eukaryota, Fungi, Ascomycota, Dothideomycetes, Mycosphaerellales, Mycosphaerellaceae. Gene Ontology annotation, molecular function: beta-1,4-mannosylglycoprotein 4-beta-N-acetylglucosaminyltransferase activity. Gene Ontology annotation, biological process: N-acetylglucosamine metabolic process; protein N-linked glycosylation. Gene Ontology annotation, cellular component: membrane.